AUGGGCACCCGAUUCCUCCCGGCUCUGUUUCUCAUCCUCCUGGUACUGGGAUUUGAGGUCCAGGGGACCGUCCUUCCUGAGCAAGAUGAGCCCACCAGCCCGGCCCUGCUCACCCAGAUGAAGGAAUCUCUCUCCAGUUACUGGGAUAAAGCCAAGGCAGCUGCCCAGGACCUGUACCAGAAGACAUACCUGUCCACUGUGGACGAGAAGAUCAGGGACAUGUACGACAAAGGCACGACAGCUAUGAGCACUUAUGCAGGAAUUUUUACUGACCAGUUCCUUUCUCUGCUGAAGGGAGAUGAGUAA
This is a messenger RNA of Cynocephalus volans (Philippine flying lemur), 306 nucleotides long. It is a transcript of the gene APOC2, whose product is annotated as apolipoprotein C2. Lineage: Eukaryota; Metazoa; Chordata; Mammalia; Dermoptera; Cynocephalidae. The transcript has 3 exons. Gene Ontology annotation, biological process: positive regulation of lipoprotein lipase activity; high-density lipoprotein particle clearance; positive regulation of phospholipid catabolic process. The coding region runs from base 1 to 306 and encodes 101 amino acids. Gene Ontology annotation, molecular function: phospholipase binding; lipid binding; phospholipase activator activity. The record is from RefSeq and is a predicted model, not a curated record. Gene Ontology annotation, cellular component: very-low-density lipoprotein particle; chylomicron; intermediate-density lipoprotein particle.